UUCCUCCUCUUACCCAGCCUCGGAAUGCGAGGACGUCUCUCCUCGGUCCUCGCCCGCGGCGCCCAUGGACCUUGGCCCUUUCACUGGACCAGGAGUUGCUCCUACUGCCAUCGAUCGCAGAGCUCCGCGGAACGACGCCCAGUCGGUUGCAGAACCCUAGUCUAUGAAUCUUGGAUAAUGAUCGGGCCUUGCGGCUACUGGAAUCGUUCUCAUAGCUCUGAAAACCCAGGCGAGUGUGGGAUCCUGGUAACUUUUCAGAUCGAGCCGGCCCACUUUCAACUUAUAGGAACAUGGUUAGCCAGGGGAAACUUCGACAUGAUGUUUACCAAGAAAAGAUAGCUUUCAAGUUAGAAGAUUUGCUUGGAAGACUAGAGCACUAUGAGAAAGAAAUGGAAGAUUACCAUGAAAAACUGACUAUUUGGGAGAAGAAUAGAGAGAGUGAGAGGCGCAAACUUCUACUGGAAGAAGCUGAGCUUAAACAGCAGGAGGGUGUAUGGAUGGAAGCAAGAAAUAUCAGGAGUGGAUUUGUUGACAAGUGGAAUUCAUGGAGAAGACGUGGAAAUGUAGAACCUGGUGUUGGAAAAAUGGUGUCAUAUCUUAACCGAGAGAAGAGGCUAGAUUCUAUAGUCGGUUGCCAACCAGUUGCACCUGCAGCUCCAAACGGAAUUUAUCUUUAUGGAAAUGUUGGAAGUGGAAAGACUAUGCUAAUGGACAUGUUUUACAGUGCCACUGAAGGUAUUGUAAAGCACCGGCGAAGGUUUCACUUUCAUGAGGCAAUGCUUGAAAUACAUGAACAUAUGCAUGCCAUAUGGAAGAACCAGCAUACUGAUAGAUCUGUCCAAUCAAGUACUUUCAGUUGGAUAACUAGUCUCCCAUUUGAUGUGAAAGUCAAAGAAUGGUUGAUUGGAGAGGAAAGAUAUAAGCAAGAGGUACGGACAAAUCAUAUUCUACCUGCUGUAGCAGAUAAAUUUCUUGUUGACAGGAAAGCAAAUAAGACUGGGGCAAGUGUUCUCUGCUUUGAUGAGAUACAGACUGUUGAUGUAUUUGCAAUUGUGUGCUUAUCUGGAAUUGUAAGUAGAUUAUUAAGCACUGGAACAGUUCUUGUGGCUACCAGUAAUAGAGCACCUGAGGAUUUGAAUCAGGAUGGUAUGCAGCAAGAUAUCUUCCUAGCAUUCUUGUCCAAGUUGGAGAAAAAUUGUCAAAAAAUUCUAGUUGGUAGUGAGAUUGAUUAUCGCCGCCUAAUACCAAAUACAACUGGAGAUCAGAGUCAUUACUUCUGGCCAUCCAAUUCUGAUGCUCACAGAGAAUAUGAAGCCAUGUGGCAUGACAUCACUAAACAAGCUGGAGAAAACAUUGCUCCGAGAAUCAUUUCUGUGAUGUUUGGGAGAUCCCUGGAGGUUCCUGAAAGCUGUAAUGGAAUAGCAAGAUUCAACUUUGAGUAUCUUUGUGGUCGACCAGUUGGAGCAGCAGAUUAUAUUGCGGUAGCUAGAAACUUUCACACAGUGUUCAUAUCGGGCAUUCCGGUGAUGAGUAUGAGAAUUCGUGACAAGGCACGGAGAUUUAUCACCCUUAUUGAUGAGUUGUACAAUCACCAUUGCUGCCUUGUCUGUUUAGCAGCUGCUUCCAUUGAUGAUCUAUUUCAAGGAACUGAUGAAGGAGCUCUUUUUGAUCUGGAGAGUUUUCAGUUUGAGACUGAGACAGAAGGUGGGAAACUGCGACGAGAUGUUUUAGCUGCUGGCAGUGUCAGUUCAGGGCCGCCUCCUCCUGGAAUGAUAUCUUUGUUAUCUGGCCAAGAAGAGAUGUUUGCCUUUCGCAGGGCUUGUGGUCUUCAUUCCCUUGAGUUGGAUGUAAGUGGCUCACAAUGCAAGACUCUAUGCUUGUUAAUGCUAUCUCCUUUACAUCCCAUAGUCCUUUCUAUCACCACAAUGAAAACAUAGAAGGAAUUUAACUGCUGAUCAUGGUACAGCCAUCUAAACCAAGCAUGGUAGGUUGGAUCAUAUUUUUUUUGUUUGUCCACUGUCGAUUGACACUCUGAUCAAUCAAAAAUCAAAAAUUAAAUUUCAUUUUUUUCACAAUAGUACAUAUUUUAUAGUGCCAUAGAUAUCUAUUCUCAGUAAUCAGUAUGGUCUUCUUCAUUCCCUUGAGUUGGGUGCAAGUGGCUCACAAUGCAAGGCUAUGCUGGUUAACGCUAUCUCGUUUACAUCCCAUGGCACUUUCUAUCACCACAAGGAAAACACGGAAGGAAUUUAACUCCUGAUCAUGGUACAACCAUCUAAACCAAGCAUGUUUGGUUGGAUCAUAUUUUGUUUGGUCUAUUGUUUGAUUGACACUCUGAUGUAACUUUGUUUCUAAUUUUUUUUCAAUUCUGUCCUUUUCUUUAAUAAUUUAGCUAUGUUUUACUUAAAUAAAGAAAAAGCUUA
This is a messenger RNA of Elaeis guineensis (African oil palm), 2420 nucleotides long. The record is from RefSeq and is a predicted model, not a curated record. Lineage: Eukaryota; Viridiplantae; Streptophyta; Magnoliopsida; Arecales; Arecaceae.